AUGCUUACCAGAAUUCGAUGGUUCGAAUUAGGCAUCAUGUAUGUAUCGAGAAAGCUGCUGAGCAGCUUAACCAUUCGCCAUUAUCGGCAAUUUUUUCGAAAAACCGCAAAAGCUCCAGAAGUCACUCAGGGCCUAUUUGGUGACCCGCAAUUGAAAACAGCAAGCAGUUUCGCUGAGUUAAAUAAACGAGUUCGAAUUGAAUGUACAGAUCUAGUGAAACAAAUUGAGGCGGGAAACAAUAAACGAACAACUGUUAAACUAUUCGAUGAUCUUUCAAAUACAAUAUGUAAAGCUGCCGAUUUGGUAGGUUUGCUUCAUUGCCUUAUGAUGCGCUUAUUCCAUUUGAUGACCAAUUUCAACCUAGAAUGCGUUCGACAACUGCACAAUGAUCCAACAUACACACAAGCUGCACAAGAAAGUGCUAGUGAUUUUUGUGAACUCGUGGAGAGUCUAAACACCUACACUGCUUUAUAUGAUAUGCUCAAGAAGUCAAAACAAACAGAGGCUGAUCGGUUAGAUGAUGUGGAUAUACGCACUAUAAACUUGUUUCUCAAUGAGUUUGAGUUAUCUGGUGUAAAUCUUCCUGAUGACAAGCGUGCCGAAUUUGUGAGGGCGCAAAAAAAGCAAUAUAGUCUGCCAUCUACAAGGAUAAGAUCACCGUCUUCAAAUUGUGUUGAGCAGGACAAGCGAAAAUUCGUCUACACGACUUACUACCGACAUAAUAAUGAGCAAGAACAAGAGCUCCGGAACCUUGUUUGUUAUCGCGAUGAACUAGCGCGACUCACAGGCUACACCUCAUAUGCCCAUCGUGCUCAAGAUAAUACCCUUUUAGGAACUUACGAAAAUGCCCAUGACUUUUUAUGGGGUGUGAUACAGGCUUGCCGACCUGCUGCUGAGCGAGAACUAGCCAUAUUAAUGGACGUACAAGCCCAAUGCAAAUCCGAUUCCUUUCAUGGUGUGAUUGGAGAAUGGGAUGUUCACUAUUUAUCGGAGAUUUACAAGGAACGAGCAUAUGGUACUGCGCAUAAGAGGGAAGCUCAUCAAUUUCUAACCUUAGGCAAUGUUUUGCUUGGAUUUGGCACUCUCAUCAAUAAACUUUAUGCUGUUCGCUUGGAAGAGCAACUCAUAGAAAAAGGAGAGAUGUGGUGUGGACACAUUAUAAAAUUUGGCGUUUUCGAUGCUUCAAAUCGUUUCCUUGGCACCGUUUAUCUAGAUAUUGAUCGAAGGCCAACGAAAGCCGUGGGAGAUUGCCAUUUUACCGUACGAUGCUCUAAAGAGUUGCAAGAUGGUAGCUGGCAAACACCUAUUGUGGUCUUGUCCCUCUCACUUUGUGAAAACUACAAUGGGUCUUGGAAAGAUCUCCCAGUUGACUUACACAGAGCCGAAAACACGUUUCAUGAACUUGGUCACGCUAUGCAUAGCAUGUUGGGGCGAACGAGAUAUCAACACGUUGCAGGUACUCGUUGCCCACAAGAUUUCUCGGAAAUCCCAUCUAUUCUAAUGGAGUAUUUCUUUAGCGAUUUGUCC
This is a messenger RNA of Strongylus vulgaris, 1527 nucleotides long. The record is from the annotation of a GenBank genome assembly. Lineage: Eukaryota; Metazoa; Nematoda; Chromadorea; Rhabditida; Strongylidae.